AUGGGUGACAAGCAGCUCCCCACCCACCCCACCCCCAGGGAUGGGGACACCAACACCUCCCCCUCCAGCUGCCCUCCGCACUGGCUGGAGCCCCGCUUCACGCCGGCGGCCAAGGCCCGCGUGGCGGUCACGGCCGCCAUCUUCUUGGUGUCGGUGGGCAGCAACGCAGCGGUGCUGGGCAGUUUGCUGAGGAAGAGGAGAAAAUCCACCCCUGUCAGACCCCUGCUCCUCAGCCUGGCGCUGGCUGACCUGCUGGUGACGCUGGUGGUGAUGCCCUUGGAUGCGGCCUGGAACGUGACGGUGCAGUGGUACGGAGGGGACGUCUCCUGCAAGCUCCUCAACUUCCUCAAGCUCUUCGCCAUGUACGCGGCCGCCAUGGUGCUGGUGGUCAUCAGCCUGGACCGCCACUCCGCCGUCCUCAGGCCCUUCUCCCGCCCUCACCGGCCCAACGGGACGCUGCUCCGCGCCGCCUGGGCGGGCAGCCUCCUCCUGGCUUCACCCCAGCUUUUCCUCUUCCACCUGCACACAAUCCCAGGAAGGAACUUCACUCAGUGUGUCACCCAUGGGAGCUUCCGAGCACACUGGGAGGAAACCAUCUACAACAUGUUCACCUUCACCACCCUCUACAUCACCCCCUUGAGCGUCAUGAUCGUUUGCUACAUCCGCAUCAUUUGGGAGAUCAGCAAGCAGCUGAAGAUCAACAAAGGUUUGAUAAGAAAUCAAAAAGACUACAUCUCCAAGGCCCGCAUGAAGACCCUCAAGAUGACCAUAGUGAUCGUUGCAACCUUCAUCAUCUGCUGGACCCCAUACUACCUCCUGGGCUUGUGGUACUGGUUCCAGCCAACCAUGAUCCAGAAGAUGCCAGAGUAUGUCAACCACACUUUCUUUCUCUUUGGCCUGCUGCACACAUGCACUGACCCCAUCAUCUAUGGACUUUACACCCCCUCCUUCCGAGAGGAUGUGCAGUUGUGUCUCAGGGGCAUUGGAACAGCCAUCACCAGGCCCAGGAGACAAAAACCCAUCUCACUCUCAGAGAAGAACAUCAAGGAUGGGGCUGUAAAUGGUGGGGCGGCAUCAGGGGGCUCCAAUGGGACAACUGCCAACACAGCCUGCUGA
Calypte anna (Anna's hummingbird) is the source of this 1116-nucleotide messenger RNA. RefSeq names its product gonadotropin-releasing hormone II receptor-like. The record is from RefSeq and is a predicted model, not a curated record. Gene Ontology annotation, biological process: G protein-coupled receptor signaling pathway. NCBI's taxonomy places the organism in Eukaryota, Metazoa, Chordata, Aves, Apodiformes, Trochilidae. Bases 1 to 1116 code for a protein of 371 amino acids. Gene Ontology annotation, molecular function: gonadotropin-releasing hormone receptor activity; peptide binding. Gene Ontology annotation, cellular component: membrane. The transcript is spliced from 3 exons.